UCUUCCCUGCACUGUGUGUGAUCGCGUCCUCCUCUUCCUCCUCCUCCCUGCCUUCUUUCCCUCAAUCCUCCCGCCUGUUCCUUUCUCCUCUCCCCUCCCUCCUCUGUCCGCCCCUCUCCACAAGUCCUAGGCCCUUCCCUUCCUCCCUUUUCUCUCGGCUUUCCUCUGGCUUCUUUCCCUGGUCCCACCCCUCUUCCUGACUCUCUCCCUCCGCACUUUGGACUCAGUUCCCUUCCCCAUCUUCCACUUCUCCUCCCCGGGCUCCACUACUCUGGAGGCCCUGCCUCUUAUCAUCCCAGUUCUCCUCCUCCCUCUGCUCCUUACUCACCCUUUCCUCCCCCUCCCGUCCUUCCGCUUCUCUCCUCCGUCUGUCCUUCACCUCCCCGAGCCUCUCCUCAUCCUCCCCCUCCUGCCCUUGCUCCAAUCCAGGGACGGCCUGCGCCUCCAUAGCUCCGUCUACCUCCCCCGUUACCACAUCCUUCUCUUUCCUCCCAUCCAGUCCUUCCUGUUGCCCUCCUUUCCGAACCAGUUAUCCACUUCUCCCUCCCCUUUCCCUCAGUCUUUCAUCCUCCUUCCUCCUCUGGCGAUCCAGGGCCUUCCUCUUUCUUGUCUCGCCAAUCCCGGGCCUAGCCCUGCCACGCCCAUCCUCCCUCUCCUUUUUAUGCUGGCAACCGCUUCUCGCUCUUCCUCCCCUCCUCCCUGCUCCCUCCCCAGCUCUCCUUCCUAUUCCUCAUCCUCCGUGGUUCCUCUGCAUGCCCCACCCCUCCCUAGCCCCGCCCCUCUCCCUCUCUUCCGUCCGCCCGUCGGCUCCUCCCUCUUUGUCUCCUCCCCUCGUUCCUCUCUGGUCCAGUCUCUCUUUAGCCCCGCCCCCACCCUCCUCUCAGAUGCCCCGCCCCCUCUGAACACGCCUCCCGUGGCCCCGCCCCCGCACCGCAGCGACAAGAUGGCGGCGGGCGGCAGCGGUCGCGCGUCUUGCCCGCCGGGGGUCGGGCCUGGCGCGGGCAGCCUGGGGCCCAGCGCCAACGCGGCCGCGGCCCCCAGCAACGCCGCCGCCUGCGCCCCGGUGCCUCCGCCGCCCCCGUCCCCGCCGCCCGGGCCCGGGACUGACGCGCAGGCCGUGGGCGACGAGCGCGACGACGCGGGCCCGGGCGCGCUGCUGCGCGAGCCCGUGUACAACUGGCAGGCCACCAAGCCCACGGUGCAGGAGCGCUUCGCCUUCCUCUUCAACAACGAGGUGCUGUGCGACGUGCACUUCCUGGUGGGCAAGGGGCUCAGCUCGCAGCGCGUCCCCGCGCACAGGUUUGUGCUAGCUGUGGGCAGCGCUGUCUUUGACGCCAUGUUCAACGGUGGGAUGGCUACCACGUCCACUGAGAUCGAGCUGCCCGAUGUGGAGCCUGCCGCCUUCCUGGCGCUGCUCAAGUUCCUGUAUUCAGAUGAAGUGCAGAUCGGGCCAGAGACCGUGAUGACCACACUGUACACGGCCAAGAAGUAUGCAGUGCCCGCGCUCGAGGCCCACUGUGUGGAGUUCCUGAAGAAGCACCUGCGGGCGGACAAUGCCUUCAUGUUGCUCACACAGGCGCGGCUCUUCGAUGAGCCCCAGCUGGCCAGCCUGUGCCUGGAAAGCAUAGAUAAGAACACAGCGGACGCCAUCGCCGCUGAGGGCUUCACUGACAUCGACCUGGACACAUUGGUGGCGGUGCUGGAGCGGGAUAGCCUGGGCAUUCGCGAGGUCCGGCUCUUUAAUGCAGUCGUGCGCUGGUCUGAGGCUGAGUGUCAACGGCAGCAGCUUCAGGUGACCCCUGAGAACAAGAGGAAGGUGCUGGGCAAGGCCCUGGGUCUCAUCCGGUUCCCGCUGAUGACCAUCGAGGAGUUCGCUGCAGCCAGCCCUCUGCCCGCAGGCCCGGCACAGUCCGGCAUCCUGGUGGACCGGGAGGUGGUCAGCCUCUUCCUACAUUUUACUGUCAACCCCAAGCCACGUGUGGAGUUCAUCGACAGGCCCCGGUGCUGCCUGCGGGGCAAGGAAUGUAGCAUUAACCGGUUCCAGCAGGUGGAGAGCCGCUGGGGCUACAGUGGCACCAGUGACCGCAUCAGGUUCUCAGUCAGCAAGCGCAUCUUUGUGGUGGGUUUCGGGCUCUACGGGUCCAUCCACGGGCCCACCGACUACCAAGUGAACAUCCAGAUCAUCCACACGGACAGCAACACAGUCCUUGGCCAGAACGACACAGGUUUCAGCUGCGACGGUUCUGCCAGCACCUUCCGCGUCAUGUUCAAGGAGCCGGUGGAGGUCCUGCCCAGUGUGAACUACACUGCCUGUGCCACGCUGAAGGGUCCGGACUCCCACUAUGGCACCAAAGGUCUACGCAAGGUGACCCACGAGUCCCCCACCACGGGUGCAAAGACCUGCUUCACCUUCUGUUACGCGGCUGGGAACAACAACGGCACAUCUGUGGAGGAUGGGCAGAUUCCCGAAGUCAUCUUCUACACCUAGGCCAUCCACCCAGGUCACCCCGGGCAGCCACAGGCCUGCCUCCCUCCCCACCACUUCCCACAUCAUCAUGGAAGGGGCUGCUGUGUCCACAGUGACAAGUGUGACUGCCUGUCCCAAGGCACUGGGGCGGUGCUUAGGUCGUGGCUGGGCCCCAUUGAGACUCCCUCAGUCUGGGGGGGAGGGGGCAGAGUGGGCGUGGCCUUGGAUGGACAGCUGUCAGGACCAGUGGAGCGUGGUAGGGCGCAGCUCCUGAAGCUCAGGGCAGCAGGCCAGCUCCGAGCCCUGGUGCUGCCCCGCGCCUCUGUUCUCUUCAACUGCACACUGCAAUGCAUACAGCCUACACUCAACUGGAGCCCGCACUGGGCCUCUCCUCCAGCCAGUGGUCUGGGUUUCACUUCCUUUCCUUCUCCGCUGCUCCCUGGGGGGCGGGGUCCCAGGUCCUGACCUGCGUGCACUGCUGACCCCUGCAGCCUUGGCCUCUGGGAGCUCUGCCCCAGGGUGUGUGACAUGUGGGCCAUGGUUCCCUCUUCUCAUAGCAGUGCAAGUGCCUGGUCAGCACUGAGCACUGCCCACCUGAGGUGACAGGUUCCUCACUGCUGUGCCCAGCAGAGCUCAGCCUUGAGCCUGCAGGGCCUGAGCAGGUGAGGCCCACCAAGAUGUACUGGGCACCCAGCUGGUCUGAUGCGGCACCUGGGGGUACCACAGAACACCCCUGUACAUACCAUAGCCCUGGCCCUCUAGGCCACCACAUACCCUAUCCAGUGACAUCCUAGAAGGCGCAGUCUCCAGUUUGGGGUUCCACAUCCUCAUGUUUCUGUACCAGUGACCUCCUGCCCAGAAUCCAUACCCAUCCCAAAGCCAUGGGAGGUGUGCCCUCCACAGUAUCCCCCAGUUUUUUUUUAAAUAAAGGAAUAAAGAAAAAUACCUGCCUUGAA
Molecule: messenger RNA, 3423 nt
Organism: Apodemus sylvaticus (European woodmouse)
Lineage: Eukaryota; Metazoa; Chordata; Mammalia; Rodentia; Muridae
Gene: Btbd2
Product: BTB domain containing 2
Exons: 9
Coding region: 662-2488 (608 amino acids)
Biological process (GO): neurogenesis
Cellular component (GO): P-body; cytosol
Molecular function (GO): protein binding
Source: RefSeq, a predicted model, not a curated record